AUGUCUGCAAGGGAAAUGUGGACUUUCAUUCACUUUCUUCCGCUCAUGAUAGGAGACUUAAUACCAAGAAGUAAUAUACCAUGGAAAUUAGUUUGCUUACUUAUACAAAUAGUAGACAUGGUUUUAUUACCUGAAUAUAAUUCUGAACAUAUUGAUAAUCCUAAAACGUUAAUUAAAGAACACAAUGCUUUAUAUAUGAAACUUUAUGGAGAUCUAAAACCCAAGCAUCACUUCCUCGUUCAUUACCCUUCUCUUAUUCGUAAAUGUGGACCACCCAAAUUUAUUUGGAGUUUUAGAUUUGAAGCUAAACAUCAAAGUUCAAAGGCAUACUCCAGCAACACAACAUCUAGGAUAAAUAUUCCCUACACAUUAUCUGUUAAAGCUGGUCUCAAAUUUUCUAAAUUUCUUAUGGAUUUUAAGAAGGGUUUGGAUGCUGAAUAUACUUUGGAAAAUGAAACUUUUUUAGAUACAAAUGAACUUACAAAUUUUUCACAGGUCUUUUUAAAUCCGAGCCAAAAGGACCAUUUAAUAACUGCAAAGAUUGCUAAGUCAGGGACUUAUCACGGCAAAAAAUACAAGUCAAAUCUUUACUUGGCAGCUUCAGAAAAUAAGUCCAAAAAGCUCUAUAAGAUUGUAUAUAUUGUUAAACUAAACAAAAAUUCACUGCACAUUUUAACACAUGAAAUAGAAUUAAAAAGAUUCGAUAACCAUUUUCAGUCAUUUGAAAUUGGAAGAUGCUUCAAUGCUUUGUAUCUUAAACCAAUUGAAGAUUUCUCGUCGCCCCCAUUAAACCUAUAUACUGCAAAUAAUGGAAAAGUUUAUUUAAGAAAUAAAUAUUUAUAA
Molecule: messenger RNA, 843 nt
Organism: Ceutorhynchus assimilis (cabbage seed weevil)
Lineage: Eukaryota; Metazoa; Arthropoda; Insecta; Coleoptera; Curculionidae
Source: the annotation of a GenBank genome assembly